AUUUUUUUUUUCAUUUUUUUAACAGUUGCUUUGUUUGGCAUGAGUGUUGCCCCGCCCAGCAAGUCCGCGUCGUCGCGUGUCCGGAGCCGCAGCGCUGUCGGACACAUUGUCGAGCGACUGAUGAUUGUAGCGCGCGAUCGGCGAGCGCCCGGUGCGCCUGUUGCUGCGGGCGCCUCGCGGGAUGGGAUUCGGGUCUGCGAGGCCUUCCCGGCCAUGUCUGGCAGCUCGGUCUCUGCCGCCGAGGACGCCGCCUUCCUCAACAACGCGGCCAAGUUCUGCUUCCCGUUCGAAGAGAAGCUCGAGGCUCUCCCGUUCGAUCCGCGCACAUUCACCUUUGUGCUGACGGACGGCGACGGAAGCCAGCAGUUUGGGUUUUGCCGCUUGGUGCCACGCGCGGUCGAGGCGUCGAGCAACGGGUCGACGUCGACACCGAGUAAAGGGCAGCUGCAGCCCGGUCUCAGCGCGCUCACACCCGGAGCCAUGUCGGUGGCUGCAUUGGAGGGAAGCGCAGCAGCAGCCAUUGCCAACGCCAAUCUCAAGUCAAACCGCUCCCAGUUUGACCUCGAAGCCAUCUGCAUCCUGUCCUAUUUGCCCUGGUUUGAGGUGUUUGACGACGUGCUAGACAAGCUGAUUGAAAUGCGGAAAAUCCCCCAGCACCACCAGUACAUUGAAGAGUUCAUCAACUGCAUCCACACAGUGCCAAUACCACGCUCAGGCGACCAUUUUGUUGUGACGCUGGCCAGCAUUGCAAAUCUGCCUCCAACAGCCGUUAGCAACAAGAAGCCAUCGCCAUUACCAUCCCCAAACUUCGUGUUUCACUCACCCGAUGACACAAAGAUGUGGCGCAUUCCGGACCACCUCUGCCUGUCGCAGCUGUGCGUGUAUUGCCUUUCAUCGCACGCGUUGAUUGGCGUAUUUGCGGCUCUGCUGAUGGAGCGCCGUGUGCUCGUCUUCUCGUCCAAACUUUCACGCGUCUCCUCGGCCAUUCAUGCCUUGAAUCAUCUUCUAUACCCUCUUUACUGGCAGCACGUCUUCAUUCCGAUCAUGACGCCGCAGUUGCUGGACUACUGCUCGGCUCCCAUGCCUUAUUUUAUUGGCGUGCAUUCGUCCAUGAUGGAGCGAAUCUCCCACAUGCCCCUCGAGGAAGUCGUGGUCGUCGACUUGGACGAAAAUCGGAUUAUUCACACGCAAGAGUCCGCCAACAGCGGCCGCGCGGGCCCGAUGGGCGACAUCAACCUGUUGCCUUUUGACGCCACGCACAAUCUUCACGCUGUGCUCACAAAGGCGCAGUCAACAACAGACGAUGGCAUUCCGCGUGCCUUCUUGCAGUACUUUCUCAGCCUCUUUGGCAACUACCAAGAGCACAUCAUUCUGGGACAGUAUUCCGGUCCGCCGCUCAAUUACGUCAACGGGGUUGCGACUCUGACGUCGCCCUCUGCCGGCGUCUCGAUGGUGACGAGCAAGGGAGUCAAAAUCUCGUUCGAUCUCGACGGGCUGGUUGCCAACAAGCCUCGACAGGUUGCCGACUUCCUGAACGUCUUCCUCCGCUUGCAAAUGUUCCAGCAGUUUAUCAUUGAGCAGCUGCACAAAACCGCGCUGAAUGGCGGCGAGGCUCUCGGGGCAACACUCACCAAUUCGACCUUGUUUGAGCGUGAGGCUUACAAGCUUGGCAAUGCAAAGUACAAGCGGUACACGCGGCCCGUGGACUCUCGCGCGGCCAUUCCUACCGAUCCGAAUGUCAAGCUCAAGUAUGCACCACCAACCACCGAGAAGGCUGUUCGCAAGUGUCGCGACGAGCUCGCUCAAAAGCAAGCGCAGUACCAUGUGCGACUCAGUCAGCUCAAGCAACUGCAUCAGCUGCAGCAGCAACGCGACCAAUACAUUACCCAUGCCAUGUCGCCACAGCGCGGGCAUGCGCGGGCUGCUAGCACCGGCUCGGCGGCGAUCUCUCUGCCUCCAUCGACUCUGCCGACUGCUUCGUCGUCGUCGAGUGCUGCCGCUGCAGACGGCCUCGCCAAGCGACCGUCUCCGCUCGGCGGUGCAGCUGGGGCGAGUGUUGGCGACAAGAAGGCGCCGCCGCCACGGCCUCCGCCGCCGAAAGCGGCCAAUGUUGGAACCAUUCGCCAGCAGUCCGACCCGACGUCUGGCAACCUGAUUAGUCUCACACCACCUGCCAGUUCGAUCGAAUUCGAUCCACUUGCCGCCAGAGCCUCAACUAGCUCCGCAGGAUCGAUGACGCCCAUGUCGCGCGACAGUCCUGACGCAGAUGCAGCCGAUUUGGACCCGCUUGAUAAAAGUUCGCAUCAUCCUUCGCUGAGCCGCGCAUCGUCGACUGACUCAUCAUCGAGCGUGAGUCGCAACACUAGCGACGUGGAUCUCUUGGAUGAAGACGGCAAUGUUGUGCAAGAGCACGAGGCAGUGUUUGUGCCGCAGAAUACCCGCUCGCCUUCCAGCUCGUUCUCAAUCUCCGAGUCUAUGAAUGCGAUGCAUCUCGGGCAGACUCGGCAGCGUGGCAGCGUUGUAAGCCGCGGCAGCGGCUCUGGAUCGAACUGGGGCGGCGGUGCAGAUCCGUUCACGGAUUCUUUCGUGCCUUUCGUUCGCAACUCCACAACCACUGUCCAGCCAUCUCCGCUCGGUGCCUCGUCUGCUGCGGCUGCCAACCCACCGAGCUCGACCACCGUCUUUAAUAUGCCCAACCGUACGUCUGUUGCGGCCAGCUCAAACCCUCCCACACCCAUUGCGCCCAUCCGGACCAAGAGCAUUUCUGCCGCAAAUCGCGCUGCGAUGGCCAAUGCAUCGCUCAACACUGAUCUCCAAGCGUUCGACCCUCUCAACGGGUGAGUGCUGAUAUGUGCUUUUGUACUGUUGUUACGCUGUAGAAUACAUGAAC
Messenger RNA from Capsaspora owczarzaki ATCC 30864, 2890 nucleotides. RefSeq lists its product as hypothetical. Gene Ontology annotation, biological process: endocytosis; endocytic recycling. Gene Ontology annotation, cellular component: cytosol; intracellular membrane-bounded organelle. The record is from RefSeq and is a predicted model, not a curated record. The coding region runs from base 40 to 2841 and encodes 933 amino acids. The transcript has 4 exons. Lineage: Eukaryota; Filasterea; Ministeriida; Capsasporidae. Gene Ontology annotation, molecular function: phosphatidylinositol phosphate binding; guanyl-nucleotide exchange factor activity.